Molecule: messenger RNA, 465 nt
Organism: Plenodomus lingam JN3
Lineage: Eukaryota; Fungi; Ascomycota; Dothideomycetes; Pleosporales; Leptosphaeriaceae
Source: RefSeq, a predicted model, not a curated record
AUGUCUAGCAGCCCUAAAAAGCAAUAUCACCUGAGCUUUGCAAUGGCCAUGGAUCACGUCACGAUGAAGUAUAGGCUCCACACGCAUUGGGUCCAAGUUGAAGGAUUGCGCUUGUCGGAUUUCGUCCAGUUCAAGCUGCCUCUAGGCACGACCUCAGUUUCUAUUCACAAGUAUGCAGAACGAGAUGCCCUAGUUUUUGAUCAUCAAUCGAGCCAUUGCAGAGGGGAUCAACAAUCGGAGCCCCUUUUAGUUGCGCUAGCUGCGAGAUCGCCUAAAUUUAGCCGUUCACAAAAACGGCCGGUUGAGGCUGUGUGGCGGAGUCGUGCCGAGAAGCUGGACGUACUGUGUACCACACAUGGCGAUGCACUGCUGGGUUCCCCAGUUGUCUUCCUGCCAUCGUCCAGGAACGACCAAUCCAUGCAUGGGGCAUCGGUGGGCAUCUCGGUCAACAACAUGCACCACUAG